Microstroma glucosiphilum is the source of this 759-nucleotide messenger RNA. RefSeq lists its product as hypothetical. Gene Ontology annotation, cellular component: nucleus. Gene Ontology annotation, molecular function: protein phosphatase 1 binding; protein serine/threonine phosphatase inhibitor activity. The transcript is spliced from 2 exons. The record is from RefSeq and is a predicted model, not a curated record. Lineage: Eukaryota; Fungi; Basidiomycota; Exobasidiomycetes; Microstromatales; Microstromataceae. Bases 1 to 759 code for a protein of 252 amino acids.
AUGAAUCGUAUGGCAGCUCAUCGUCCUGGUCACCUGGCAGGCAGGACAGAUGGCUCCCGUACUCUCACAAUACACGACGUCCCUACACCGGAAGGCGGAGAUGGUGUUGGAGGAAGCCAGGGCGGAGCAGGACCCUCGAGCAUCCCUGAUGGCGUACUCAGACUGAGGGGAGCUGGGGACCCUACUAGUCGCAGGGUGGUCUGGAGUGAUGAUACAGUCGACAAUGAACAUAUGGGUAAGAAGAGUAGUAAGAUCUGCUGUAUCUACCACAAGCCAAGAGCUUUCGACGAGUCUUCUUCAUCAGGUUCCUCAUCUGGCUCAGACUCAGAAUCGGAUUCAGACUCGGAUUCUGCCUCGGACUCCUCACCCCCAAGCGACGCAGAGGGGGUCUCGUCCUCCUCUGACGGACCCAGCAUGAGCAGUAGGAUGAGGGAGAAGGUUGCAGCGAGGAAGAGGGAUAAGAAGGGCAAGGGAAGGUCAACAGGUAGCGCUGCAGAUCACCAUCAUGAUCAUGAGGAAGGCCAGGGCUGCGAGCAUCAUACACACAGCAAGAAAGGCGGCGCAAAGGCAAAGAAGAGCUCCUCGGCUCGGAAGGCCAAGACUGGACACAGGUCGGGACGAACCAUGGUCAUCACUGAAACGGAGCAAGGGCAACACCCAGCCGGUACAGGGGACAUUGGGUCAGACAAGGAUGGCCAAGGCGGCCAAUUCGACGCCGACAGGCUCGCAAAGAAUGCGUACGAGAGAGGACCAACGUAG